CCUGCCAACACAUCUUCCCAUCACUCUCACGCUUCUGAUUAUUCCUCUUCCCAUUCUAGGGUUCCGAAAUGGACGCUGGCGGAAAGAUCAAGAAGGGCGCCGGAGGAAGAAAGGGCGGCGGCCCUAAGAAGAAGCCGGUUUCAAGGUCCGUCAAGGCCGGUCUCCAAUUCCCCGUCGGAAGAAUUGGCCGUUAUUUGAAGAAAGGAAGGUACGCCCAGCGUGUCGGUACCGGUGCUCCCGUUUACUUGGCCGCAGUUCUCGAGUACCUAGCUGCUGAGGUGCUUGAGUUGGCUGGGAAUGCUGCACGUGACAACAAGAAGAACAGGAUUAUUCCGAGACAUGUGCUGUUGGCUGUGAGGAACGAUGAGGAGUUGGGGAAAUUGCUUGCUGGUGUCACCAUUGCUCAUGGUGGUGUUCUUCCAAACAUUAACCCUGUUUUGCUACCUAAGAAGACUCAGGUUGCUAAGGAACCAAAAUCUCCAUCCAAGGCUACCAAGUCUCCAAAGAAAGCUUAGAUGUUUUUAUUUUAUUUUAAUAUAUGUAUAUCAGUGUUUAGAUGCUUUUUAUGUAAAAGAAAAUAGUAUCUAUUGGAAACACUGUAAUUCUUAUCGUCUUGCAUGUAGGAGUUUGCUAAAUAAUGAAAAUAUCUUAUUAUUUUGGGUCAAAA
Glycine soja is the source of this 667-nucleotide messenger RNA. RefSeq names its product histone H2A-like. The transcript has 2 exons. Bases 69 to 515 code for a protein of 148 amino acids. Lineage: Eukaryota; Viridiplantae; Streptophyta; Magnoliopsida; Fabales; Fabaceae. Gene Ontology annotation, molecular function: DNA binding; protein heterodimerization activity; structural constituent of chromatin. Gene Ontology annotation, cellular component: nucleosome. The record is from RefSeq and is a predicted model, not a curated record.